AUGGAUCUUGAUUCUCUAUCUGAGGUGCAGCGUCUCACUGAGUUUGAGUUGGGUGCAUUCCCAUUCAGGGAUCUUGGUGUGCCUCUGCUUUCUUCUAGAUUAAAUGUUAUUCACUAUGACCCACUACAAUCUCAGAUUAUGGGCCUUGCGAAAAGUUGGAAUAGAAAGACUCUAUCUUAUGCAGGGAAGCUGGAGCUUAUCAGAGCUGUCAUUCAGGGAAUUGCUAAUUUCUGGAUGGGAAUUUUUCCCCUCCCUGUUUCUAUUGUUAAUCGAAUCAAUGUUAUUUGCCAGAAUUUCUUAUGGGGAAAGCCGAAUAACAGUAUGUCAAAGCCUUUGGUGUCUUGGGGGGAUAUCUGUUCUCCUAAGCAAGAAAGGGGCCUUGGUCUCUUCAGCCUUAAAGAGUGGAAUCUCACCUUGCUUGCUAGGAUCUUAUGGGACAUUCAUGCCAAAAAGGAUUCUUUAUGGAUUAAAUGGGUCCACAGCCAGUAUCUUCAGGGAGGUAAUAUCUGGGACCAUGCUCAUUCUCCUUUGGAUUCUCCUUUAUUCAAGAAAAUCAUUUGGAUUAGAGAUACUAUUUUGGAUCGUGAGCACCACAAGGAUGGGGCGGUGCAAGUCUUAGGUUCCUGGACUUAUAAUAAUAUUCUUGUUGCCAGCAAAGCCUACAUGUAUUUCAGACAUCCUAAUCCGAUUGUUUAUUGGCAUAAGGUUGUUUGGAACACAGCUUUACCCCCCAAAGAUGCUUUCAUAUUCUGGUUGGCCAUGAAGGGCAAACUCUUUACAUUGGAUAGAGCCCUUUUCUUGGAUAUGGACUCCAUUUGCCCCCUAUGCCGCACGGUUGAUGUAUCUCAUGCGCACUUGUUCUUUCUUUGCCCUACAUCCAUCCGUGUUUGGAAGACUCAGUCUACCGGGCAGGGGGGCAACUGUUAUGGACCAGGGAAAGGCCCACGACAGAAAGAAGCCCAACCUACACAAGUCCAAAGGUAA
Messenger RNA from Gastrolobium bilobum, 984 nucleotides. RefSeq lists its product as uncharacterized. NCBI's taxonomy places the organism in Eukaryota, Viridiplantae, Streptophyta, Magnoliopsida, Fabales, Fabaceae. The transcript has a single exon. The record is from RefSeq and is a predicted model, not a curated record. Bases 1 to 984 code for a protein of 327 amino acids.